CCGGGCGCUGUAUAAAAGCGAGCGCGGCGGCGGCGGCGGCUCAGCCCGGCUCUGCUCGCCGCCUCGUCCGCCCGGCGCCCGGCCCCGCCGCAGCCCCCAUGCCCCGCCUCGGAGCCGAGGUGUGCCUGCUCCGCUGCACCCUCCUCUCCUCCCUCCUCCUCCUCCUCGUCUGCAGCAUCCAUGAGACGGAGCAGAACAGCUACUGCCAGCAGAUCAUCACCCAGGACCACCUGGCCGAGCUGCAGGAGCUGGCCGACACCCAGAUGCAGCACCCGGGCCGGGUCUCCUUCACCUUCAUCGAGAAGAUGCAGUUGGACGACCCCGUUUGCUACGUGAAAGCCGCCUUUCCGCUGCUGGGCGAGCUGCUGGCCAAGACGGAGUUCAAGGAGAACUCGUCCAACGGCCGCAGGCUGCAGAUGGUGCGGCGCAUGUACGGCCGCAUCGACGAGAACGUGGACCCCUGCAUCCGGGAGGAGGACGACGAGGAGAGACAGCUCUCGCAGAAGUGCUCCCGGGAGUUCACCACGUCCCCCUACGAGAUGCUGGCGCUGGUGAAGCAGUUCUUCCACGACCUCAGCCUGCUGCUGCAGGCCAAGGAGACCUUCGAGAAGGACUGCAGCCGCGUCUACCGGGAGAGGUGCCCCGCGCCCACCGGCUCCUCCCCGCCAGGUGUGGGGACAGAUCCUGCCGCCGGGGGCCUGUCCCCUGCCCCCCCUUCCGCCACCCAGCCCUCCCUCGCCGUCCCCGUAGGCCGGGACGCGGCGCCCGGCGCCCUGGUCCCUUCCGCCGACGGCGGCCCCCCGGCUGGCACGGACGGGGGCUCGGGGAGCGAGGAGGCGGCGGGGGCCCCGGCGUCCCCGCUCCCCGCCGCGCAGCAGCCAGCCGCAGCCGUCGGCGCCGAAGGGCUUCCGCAUCCGCCGGGCAGCGUCGGCCCGGCGCCGGAGGACGUCCCCGUCCCGCGCGGGGGUCCCCGGCCCCUGGCGCAGCCCCGCGUCUCCAGGACGGCCGAGGCGGCGCGGGGCUGGGGGCUCGACGGCCUGCGGCAGCCCCCGGGCGCCGGGGCCGGGCCCAGCGCUGACUCUCGCUUUGUCCCGGGCGCAGAGCAGCGCAGGAGGGAGCCCAAAGGCCGCCGGAGCCGCCGGGAGCCCCUCGCCUACGUCGCGGCCAGCGCCGUGGCCGUGCUGCUGGCCGUGGGCGGGCUGCUCUUCUACAAGUAUAAAUGCAGGGUCCUGGAGCGGCGGCUGGACGAGAGGGAGCGGGACCCGGAGGAGCCGGAGAGAAGGGCGCUGCAGGGAGCCCAGGGCUGUGCCGAGCUGGAGAUGCAGCAGCUCUGAGGGUCCCAGGCGGGACGUGAUGCUCCUCGCCGGUCCCUCUGCCGCCUCCUUCGCUCUCCUCCCUUGCUCCGUGCCUGCGGCAAGAGACUGGGGGGGGAGGACCCCCCCCCAAAAAAAAUCCCAUUGGGAAAGGACAAAUGGACGGCGCUGGCUCUGCAGGGCUCGGCAGCGGCUGGGGAGCCCCGGAUGCACCGCGGGGACUCGGUUUGCUCCCAGUCCGGGGUGGGGGGGUUUCACCCCCCACCCCAUGCAUGGACACUGUGAAUAUUUAAAGCCCUGCAGCGGGGCCCAGGCGUGCCCCAGCUGUCCCCCCUCCCCCCCCCCACCAGGUACCGCGCUGGGCACCCGAGCCGGCCUUGGGCUGCGCGUGGCACCUUGGGGACCGUCACCCGCCUUGGAUGUCUCUUAAAACAGCCGAUAAAUCCCUUCGUCGGCGGGAGUGUUCGAGGGGGGGCCACAGCCUGGCCUGGGGGGGCCAGUGCCCCGUGGCAUUUUUGGGGCCGAGGGCGCCGGGGUCUCGCGGGGACUGGUCGGAUGCGGCACCCGGAGCCCCUCGGCCCUGGCAUUCCCAGCAGCGGGGAUGAGGAUGAUGAUGGUGGCGACGAUGAUGGUGACUCCAGCCCUCCAGGAAGAGCUGAGGUGGGGGCUGCGCCCCCGUGGAGGACUCGGCCCCCCCACUAUGAACUUUGCCCUGUGCUGCUUUUAGCUUUUGAAGUAUUAUUUUUAUACUGUGGGAAAAUAUGUGGAUGGACCCAUUUUUUUUUCUUUUUAAGAAAGCAUUACUAUUAAUUUUUAUAUGCAUAUUUAUGGGGUUUCCUGGGGGGGGGGCUGCCACUGGGAGCCCCCAGCACUUGCAGGAGCCCCCCGUGUUGCUGGGGCCGGUUCGCACUGCGCCUUCAACCUGUGUCGGAGUUAUUUUGCCCUCGUUGUGGGGGUGUGCGUGUGUUUUUAUACGGUGAGAGGUCAGAGUAUUUUAUACAAAGUCAUUUAAAAAAGGAAAAAAAGUCUAUUUAAAAAACAAUAAAUAGGAAACAGCUUGUAUGUUUAAUAUUGUUAAUAAACACGGCUGUGUAGCACUUUG
Messenger RNA from Dromaius novaehollandiae (emu), 2415 nucleotides. It is a transcript of the gene CSF1, whose product is annotated as colony stimulating factor 1. The transcript has 9 exons. The record is from RefSeq and is a predicted model, not a curated record. Gene Ontology annotation, biological process: positive regulation of macrophage differentiation; osteoclast differentiation. Gene Ontology annotation, molecular function: growth factor activity; cytokine activity. The coding region runs from base 99 to 1334 and encodes 411 amino acids. Lineage: Eukaryota; Metazoa; Chordata; Aves; Casuariiformes; Dromaiidae. Gene Ontology annotation, cellular component: membrane.